AUGGCCGAUCAGGAUCAACCUUCUACUCCAAACCCUGAUUCCAACACUACAACCCCCAACAAGCCUAAGCGUGCCCCUCCCAAACUGGGCAAGAAGUCCCCAGCCAAGCAAGAACAAACCCCUCCCCCGUCCGAACAAGGCCAAGCCGAGGACAAGAGUGAAGACUCCGAAAAGAAAGAAGAAAACAACGAAGCGAACAACGAGGAAAACAACGAGCCUGAGCCCGUGAAACAACAAGAGCCAGACUCGGAUCAAGAAGAAGACACCCAAGAGCCAGAACCUCAGCCCGAACCUGAACCAGAGCCCAAGCCUGAACGUCGUCGUCGCCCCCGUCGCCCCCAACAACCAGAAAUGGAACAACCCCAGCAACAAGAACGUCGCCGCGUGCGUCGCCAGCGCCAGCCCAAGCAGCAGCAGCAGCAGCAAGGACAAGACGGCGGUCCACUCGGUGGUCUCGGCGGUGUCGACCAAGCCGGCCAGCUCGUCCAGAACACAGCCGGCAAUGCCCUGAACAGCGCGACAGGUAGUGCAGGCAAGGCCGUUGGCGGCAUUCUCGGCGGAGGCGAGAAGAAGGAAGAAGAGGACGGUGGUCGCGACGAGCAGCUUCGUCUGCGGUUGGACCUCAAUCUGGAUAUUGAGGUCCAGCUUAAGGCGAAGAUCCAUGGUGAUUUGACAAUUGGUUUGCUUAAUUAA
Molecule: messenger RNA, 693 nt
Organism: Penicillium antarcticum
Lineage: Eukaryota; Fungi; Ascomycota; Eurotiomycetes; Eurotiales; Aspergillaceae
Exons: 2
Coding region: 1-693 (230 amino acids)
Source: RefSeq, a predicted model, not a curated record